AUGUCAGUAUAUCCAAACAGCUCUAUCGUCCAAGAAAGUGAGAGGGAAUAUCACCCUUAUCAUCAGUAUGGAGACGUAUUGUUCGUUUCGAAUGAAAGUCUAUAUUUCAAAACGGAUGGAAGGAGACUUGCAAAAGAAAGAUUGAUGGAUCAACCUAAGACGAUCCCUUGGAGGGCACUUGUCAUCGCUUCCCAUAGGGAUGAUCGUAAAUUAGGAGCAAAAGCUUUAAGAUCGAUGGAAAGGGAUACCUUCCUGAGAGACCCCGAUUGGAGAGGUAAGAUAUGGGAUUUAGUACUGGAGGACAACACCACGAACGCGACUGUUACAAGGAUGGUACCUCGCAAGUGGAAGAACAGAAGGAGAAUUUGGCAUACCGAUUCUCAUGCUGAAGUCACAAAGGAGAGAGUGUCGCCAUUUAGAGAUGAUUGGAAUGAUUUUGCGAAUAGGUUUCAGCAAGAUGAUUGGUGA
This is a messenger RNA of Kwoniella botswanensis, 468 nucleotides long. RefSeq lists its product as uncharacterized. The record is from RefSeq and is a predicted model, not a curated record. The coding region runs from base 1 to 468 and encodes 155 amino acids. The transcript is spliced from 3 exons. NCBI's taxonomy places the organism in Eukaryota, Fungi, Basidiomycota, Tremellomycetes, Tremellales, Cryptococcaceae.